Neurospora tetraspora is the source of this 1962-nucleotide messenger RNA. RefSeq lists its product as uncharacterized. The transcript has 7 exons. Gene Ontology annotation, molecular function: metal ion binding; poly(A) binding. Gene Ontology annotation, biological process: nuclear-transcribed mRNA poly(A) tail shortening; mRNA processing. The record is from RefSeq and is a predicted model, not a curated record. Gene Ontology annotation, cellular component: PAN complex; P-body. Bases 1 to 1962 code for a protein of 653 amino acids. Lineage: Eukaryota; Fungi; Ascomycota; Sordariomycetes; Sordariales; Sordariaceae.
AUGGCCGCAACGCGAUAUAACUCGGGCGACCUCCGAAGGCAGGUCGGGUCGCCGCGUGCAAAGAACCGCGACACCAAGGAAACACUCUGCCGCAAUGUUGUUAUCUACGGACAUUGCCGAUGGGAGGAUUCUGGAUGUACCUUCAACCAUGACCAGAACAAGGCAUCCGGCUCACAGGCCGACCUCAACUCUAAUCGAAGAGUCUUCAAUGUCGAAUCCCCAUCCUUUACGCCAGCUAACCAGCAGCAACCAGCUGGAAAGAAGUCCACUUUUUCCUCCCAAGCUGCGAGUGCUGCCCCAUUCACCCCAAGGGGAGUUGGCACAUCCACGCCGACUCUACAACAACCGGGUGAUUCGACCAUAUUCAAUCCAGCGGCUAUCAGAGAGUUUACCCCGCAAAAUUACGAUGUCGGCAACACGAAUGGGGCACAAAACGUCACUCAGGACGGUGGUCUUUACAGCGACCCCUUCUCGAUAAGUUCACUGGGUCAAACUAUGCCGCCAACGGGCCAAUACAACCCAUACGCAAACGACCCAAACAAUCUGGCCGGUGCUGGGGCAGGAUUAUAUCAGCCCGCGGGUUUUGGCAAUGGGCUUGUCCAUCCACCUAACUACCAUCUCUAUCAACCACCAUCCGAGCUGUAUCGUCCAAGCCUUCAACCUUAUCAGCGAACUACGUACGACUUCUUCAUCCCGAAGGAUAGGCGAGAAAACUUGCAGAAGAAACUGUUCCAUAUGCAGCAAUUACUACCAAAUUCCGGGCUUCCUAAUCUUGAUCGCUGGCACUCGCUCUUCCCUCUCGAUACAAAGGCUACGAGGAACUCCACUUGCUUUGGCUAUCCUAGUUGGAUGUACAAAGCACAGAACAACAAGAAUGGGAGACACUUCGCCUUGAGACGUAUCGAAGGUUACCGCUUGACCAACGAAAAGGCCAUCCUCAACGUUACCAAGGAGUGGAAAAAGGUCAUCAACGCAAAUAUUGUUACCGUACACGAAGCAUUUACUACCGAAUUCUUUGGCGACAGCUCUCUGAUCUUCGUUUAUGACUUUCACCCUCUUUCGGAAACACUCUACGACCAUCAUUUUCCACCAAACAACGGCCACAACAGAUUACGGAAUACGAACAAGAUUCCUGAAAACGUUUUAUGGAGCUAUGUGUGCCAAAUAGCAAACGCGCUGUUGGCCAUCCACAAUGCCAAGCUGGCCGCCCGCUGUCUGGAGUUGAGCAAGAUCAUCUGGGAAAACAACCGCAUUCGGCUUGCGGCGUGCUCAAUCCUCGAUGUACUGCAUCAUGACAGCCCCAAUCGCAAAACGAUUGAGGAGCUGCAACAAGAGGAUUUUGUCAAGUUUGGUAGAAUCAUUCUUGCUCUGGCCACGAACACCCCGACGCUCAAUUUCAGCAACAUUGACACUGCUCUGGCUACCAUGGCGCCGCGCUAUUCGACACAAUUGAAGGGAGUCUUGGAAUGGCUCAUCAAGCCUUCUGCUCCAGGGGAAACCAAGACGGUUGAGACCCUUCUUGGCGGAAUGACAACACACCUCGCGAACUUUGCCAAUUUUGUCAUGCAGGAGUCCGAUGAAAAAGAAUUUCAUCUUAUGAGGGAGUUGGAGAAUGGCAGGAUUGCCCGCCUCAUGUUCAAACUGUCUGUUGUUAAUGAGCGGGGUGAUUCCUGCGGAGUGCACAACUGGUCGGAAACCGGAGAGCGCCUCCUCCUAAAGCUAUUCAGGGAUUAUGUUUUCCACCAAGUGGAUGCCGACGGAAAGGCUCGGCUCGACACGAAUCACUACCUUAGUUGCUUGAGCAAGCUCGACGCCAGCUCCGAAGAACAGAUCUUGCUCACCAGUCGCGACAAUGCCACGGUUUUCGUGGUCAGCUACAGGAGUAUACGACAGAUGUUGGAUCGUGCGUAUGGCGAGCUUGGAAAGGAAAGUAAACCCAACACGACGGGGGCUACCAUCUAG